GCUCACUUCCGGGUGCAGGCAGAGGUCGGAGUGACCGGUACACGUGCCUACUAUGGCUGGUUUAGUGGAUUUCCAGAGCGAGGAGGAUGUGAAAGAAUAUCUAGAUAACUUGGGCACGGAGUACAGCUACCAGUGCUACCGGGAGAAGCAGCCGGAUGGUUGUCAUCGACUUGCUGAAUAUUUUGAAAGCAUAAAAAAAAACUUUGAUGCUGCUGCGCAGAUUCUGAAGAUAAAUUGUAACCAAAAUGGGCACAGUGAGAGCUGCUACAAAUUGGGUGCUUAUUAUGUAACUGGAAAAGGUGGUUUAUCAGUGGAUCUGAAAGCUGCCUACGACUGCUUCCUGAAGUCUUGUCACCAAGGGGGGAAAAAAUCAAUAGAUUCCUGCCAUAAUGUGGGAUUACUGGCUCACGAUGGCCGUGUGAAUGAUGAAAAGCCCGACCCUGUGGCCGCUAGAGACUACUAUACCAAAGCCUGCGAGGGAAAAUUUGCUGCAAGCUGUUUCAAUCUUAGUGCCCUGUAUAUACACGGAGCUCCUGGGCUACCCAAGGACAUGAGCCAGGCUCUACACUACUCUGAGAAGGCCUGUGAAUUGGGGCACAUAUGGGGCUGUGCCAAUGCCAGUCGUAUGUACAAACUAGGGGAUGGUGUGAGCAAAAAUGACUCUAAAGCAGAAUCCCUGAAAAACAGGGCCAGGGAGCUGCACAGACAGCAGAAAGAUGGAGCACCAUCAAUUUCCUUUGGUGAAUGAGGCACAUGGGACGGAGAUCACGAUUGAGACCUGUAACUCUGAAGAGAUUGGAAUAUUCCAGUGUUCAGCUGCAAGCUGAGUGGUAGAGACACACUUUGUAGAAAUAUGGUUCCUGAUGUGUAUUGUACAUGUAUAUGGUUCCUGACGUGUAUUGUAUAUGGUUCCUGACGUGUAUUGUACACUUUUUAGGGCCUAUAUGGCAGCCCCUGAGGUGUACUCCACAAUGCACCAAAGAUGAUAAAACUGUGAUACUGAUUUUGUUAUAAAAAAGAAAUACAAUAACGUGUAUUAUGUAUCACUAAUAAAGUGAGAUGCCUUUGUGUAAUUA
This is a messenger RNA of Bombina bombina (fire-bellied toad), 1076 nucleotides long. RefSeq names its product cytochrome c oxidase assembly factor 7A. The record is from RefSeq and is a predicted model, not a curated record. NCBI's taxonomy places the organism in Eukaryota, Metazoa, Chordata, Amphibia, Anura, Bombinatoridae. Bases 53 to 748 code for a protein of 231 amino acids. Gene Ontology annotation, molecular function: protein binding. The transcript has 3 exons. Gene Ontology annotation, cellular component: mitochondrial intermembrane space.